AUGAAUCGUUGUGUCAACAACAACUACACUUUCACUGGAUUCUGGAGAUCAUGGCACGGUAGUUUCAACAAGUGGACCGUUCGUUACCUCUACAUCCCACUCGGUGGUAAGAAGACACAGCACCUCACCAUCUGGCUCAUCUUCUUCUUCAUCGGACUCUGGCAUGAUCUCUGGUGGAGUUGGGUUGCCUGGGCAUUACUCAACUGUGUAUUCUUUACAAUUGAAAUUGGUAUAAUGUUUUAUUUCUAUUCACCAAGAAGAUUAUCACUUAGAAAACAAUGGUAUUGGAGAUAUAUUGUUGCAGUAGCAGGUACAUUCAAUAUUUUCUUGUUGAUGAUUGCCAAUCUUGCAAUUCUUCAUGGAUUCGAAAACAGUAUUCUAUUUGUAAAGAAUGCAUUCUUCUCGGAGGGUGGUCUCAGUGCUUUCGUAUUUUCUUAUGUUUGGUUGUAUUGCGGUAUUACCAUGAUGAUGGAGAUUCGUGAAGCGGAGAAACGAUCAAAAGAAGUUAAACCUUUUUAA
Heterostelium album PN500 is the source of this 519-nucleotide messenger RNA. RefSeq names its product membrane bound O-acyl transferase family protein. The coding region runs from base 1 to 519 and encodes 172 amino acids. Gene Ontology annotation, cellular component: endoplasmic reticulum. NCBI's taxonomy places the organism in Eukaryota, Evosea, Eumycetozoa, Acytosteliales, Acytosteliaceae. The record is from RefSeq and is a predicted model, not a curated record. Gene Ontology annotation, molecular function: acyltransferase activity. The transcript has 2 exons.